AUGAUAGAGAAGAAGAAAAUAAUUCUAGUCCCAUAUCCGGCCCAAGGCCGCGUCACCCCGAUGCUCAAGCUCGCCGCCGUCAUCGCCGGACUCGGCCAGUUCCGGCCGGUGGUGCUCACGCCGGAAUUCAUCCACCGCCGCAUCUCGCCGAGGAUUGACGGCGUGCUCUGCCUGCCGCUCCCCGACGGCUUGGAGGGCGGCGUGGCGCCUGAUUUCUUCGCCGUGGAGAGGGCGAUGGAGGAGACCAUGCCGCCGGCGCUCGAGGAGCUUCUUAGGGAGAUGGCCGGCGGCGUCGCUUGCGUUGAGGUGGCGAGGAGAUCCGGGGUGGCGGCGGCCGGGUUUUGGCCGGCCAUGCACGCUACUUACCGGCUCGUUGCCGCCAUACCGGACUUGAUCAGGACCGGAGUUGUCUCGGAAAAUGGAUGUCCAAGAAAUCCAAGUGAUCUCAUUUCCUUGUCUUCCCAUGAGCCUACCUUGACUACAAAUGACCUUCCUUGGCUUAUUGGCUCUUCAAAAGCUAGGGUUUCAAGAUUCAAAUUUUGGACUCGGACUAUUGAACGAUCAAAAACUCUCCAAUACAUUAUGAUUAACACAUUUUCGGAGGGAUCUGACCUCAACACCGAACAAUCAACUAAAUUUGAUGGUGAAAAUUCGCCUCAAAUUCUCGAAAUUGGCCCUUUGAUCAUGCAAGCUGCAACGACUACCUCUACCACUCUCUGGGAAGAGGAUACGAGUUGCUUGGACUGGCUAGACAAACAAAAUGUAGGCUCGGUUAUGUACAUUUCUUUUGGGAGUUGGGUGAGGCCCAUCGGUGAAGUGAAGGUAAACUCUCUAGCAUCGACACUCGAGGCAUUGGGGAUGCCAUUCAUUUGGGUGGUGGGCCCUGCAUGGCGUCUGGCGUUGCCCGAAGGGUUCAUUGAGAGAGUGGCUACCUAUGGGAGGGUUGUUGAGUGGGCCCCACAACUCGAGGUGUUGCAGCAUCCGGCUGUCAAGUGUUACCUCACUCACCGUGGAUGGAACUCUACUAUGGAAGCCAUACAGUGCAAGAAGCCUCUCUUGUGCUACCCGAUCGCGGGCGAUCAAUUUUUGAAUUGUACUUAUAUUGUGAAUACAUGGAAGACUAGAGUGAAGAUUGAAAGAUUUAGAAUCGAAGAAAUCGAAAGUGGAAUUAGAAAAGUGGAAGAUGGAAAAUUUACGGGGAGGAUUGAGGAGCUAAAUGAGAAAUUAUUCGGAAAGGAAGGAAGCUCCAAAGCAAUGGCUAAAUUAUCUACAUUCAUUAAAGAUCUUAACACAUAA
Messenger RNA from Salvia splendens (bonfire salvia), 1296 nucleotides. RefSeq names its product UDP-glycosyltransferase 82A1-like. Gene Ontology annotation, molecular function: quercetin 7-O-glucosyltransferase activity; quercetin 3-O-glucosyltransferase activity. Lineage: Eukaryota; Viridiplantae; Streptophyta; Magnoliopsida; Lamiales; Lamiaceae. The record is from RefSeq and is a predicted model, not a curated record. The transcript has 2 exons. Bases 1 to 1296 code for a protein of 431 amino acids.